AUGCUGGGGGACCGGAAGUGGUUCUCCUGCAGUAAGGCUCCGUCUGAUUGGCUGAAUCUGAUUGAAUCUUUCUGCCUUCCAGACGCCGUGAACCGCCGAGUCUUCUCCAUGGCCGUCAGACGUGGACAUAUCCGGUACCUGAAGGUGUGUGAGGUUCAGACGCCGCAGAGUGACGUCAGAGACGCUCAGCUGGUGUCCAAAGGAGCCGGGGGAAAGGAGCUGUACGACAACGGCUUUGUGGAGCAGGUGAUGGAGGACGACGACGCUCGGACAAACCUCAUUGUGAACUACCUGCCGCAGAGCAUGAGCCAGGACGAGCUGCGCAGCCUGUUCAGCAGCGUGGGAGACGUGGAGUCAGCCAAGCUGAUCCGGGACAAAGUGGCAGGUAACCCCCCCCCCUCGUCUCCGGCUGAGCCUGCGCCGGCCCCCGUGUUGUCCCAGCAGAGCCGAGCCCCUGGAGCCCGGACCAGGUCUGUGGGACCAGGUCUGUGGGACCAGGUCUGUGGGACCAGGUCUGUGGGACCAGGCCACAGUUUAGGUUACGGCUUUGUUAACUUUGUUAACCCUAAUGAUGCAGAGAGGGCUAUCAGUACCCUCAAUGGCCUGAGGCUACAGUCUAAAACUAUCAAGGUCUCCUACGCCCGGCCCAGUUCGGACAUGAUCAAAGACGCAAAUCUGUACAUCAGCGGUUUGCCGAGGACGCUGAGUCAGCAGGACCUUGAGGACAUGUUUGCGCCUUUUGGUCGAAUCAUCAACUCCCGAGUUCUGGUGGAUCAAGCUUCUGGUUUGUCCCGGGGCGUGGCCUUCAUCCGGUUUGAUAAGAGGGCCGAGGCCGAGGAUGCUGUCAAACAUCUGAAUGGGCACACGCCUCCAGGGAGCUCUGAACCAAUCACAGUUAAGUUUGCCGCCAACCCCAACCAGGGCAGGAACUCCCAGAUGAUGUCACAGAUGUACCACAGCCAAUCGCGGCGCUUCGGAGGUCCCGUCCAUCACCAGGCGCAGCGGUUCAGGUUCUCUCCCAUGAGCGUGGACCACAUGGGCGGAGGGGGCGGGACCUCGGGGAACUCCUCCUCUGGGUGGUGCAUCUUCAUCUAUAACUUGGGGCAGGAUGCUGACGAGGCCAUGCUGUGGCAGAUGUUCGGCCCGUUCGGGGCUGUUGUGAACGUGAAAGUGAUCCGAGACUUCAACACCAACAAGUGCAAAGGCUUUGGCUUCGUCACCAUGUCGAACUACGAGGAGGCCGCCAUGGCCAUCCAUAGCCUGAACGGGUACCGGCUGGGGGACAAGGUCCUGCAGGUGUCCUUCAAAACCAGCAAAGGACACAAGUAGAGAGGCGGUGCCCAAGGGUCCCACCUUAAGUAGUUCCUCUGUCCUCGGUUGGAUCUGCUGAAUUUGUUUUUGUCCCAGCAUGCGCUGUGUGUUUCUGUGUUUGGAGGGUUACGGGUGGAGCCUGCAGGAAUUGACAGCCAGCCACUUGGGACCCUUCCAUCCUAGCAAGUAGACUUAGCCCCGAGGAUCCCAGUCUGUUUCUUUUCUUUUUAACAUGGGAGAAGUUCUGAGUUGCUGUUGAACAUUAAAGGUUUAUCACUCACUAAAAUAACGUGUCCAGUCCAGCUUCAGACAAAAUGCACAUCACCAGCAGGUGAUCAGCUUUGAUGGGUGGGUUUCAGUCUGUGUCCAGUGCUGGAAAUGAGAGCAACAGAAACGUCCCGGUUCUCUUAAAUAAACUGUGAAAUGUGAAACCAGACUCUUGGCUUUUCUUCUGAGUGACGUGAAACUUAGAGGUAAACCGGUUCUGGUCUGGGGACAAAUACAAAGACGUUUAACCGAUAUCCAUGUUAAAUGGAUUCUAAAUGGUUCCAGUUCAACCAGGGCCAGUUAAAGUUUCCUGUUAGAGGAAACCAGUCCAUUUCCCCGACUCAUUCCACUGAUCUAAUCUAUUCAACACUGGGCUCAAACUC
Molecule: messenger RNA, 1961 nt
Organism: Menidia menidia (Atlantic silverside)
Lineage: Eukaryota; Metazoa; Chordata; Actinopteri; Atheriniformes; Atherinopsidae
Source: the annotation of a GenBank genome assembly